Cokeromyces recurvatus is the source of this 1065-nucleotide messenger RNA. RefSeq names its product soluble NSF attachment protein. Gene Ontology annotation, molecular function: soluble NSF attachment protein activity; syntaxin binding. Gene Ontology annotation, cellular component: SNARE complex; vacuolar membrane. NCBI's taxonomy places the organism in Eukaryota, Fungi, Mucoromycota, Mucoromycetes, Mucorales, Mucoraceae. The record is from RefSeq and is a predicted model, not a curated record. The transcript is spliced from 5 exons. Gene Ontology annotation, biological process: SNARE complex disassembly; intracellular protein transport. Bases 85 to 948 code for a protein of 287 amino acids.
CUUUCUUCAUAAAGUUAUUAACUAAAUUACAUUAUAAUUAUACCCCUCCCUUUUUUAUUUAUUUAUUUAUUUAUAAUUGCUUUAAUGUCUGAACAUCAGGCACAGGAUCUACUUUUACAAGCCGAAAAAAAAUUAAAUAGUUGGGCUUGGUUUAAUUCAAGUAACAAACAUGAAGAUGCAGCAGAAAUGUAUGAAAAGGCUGGAAAUACCUUUAAAUUAGCUCAAAAAUGGAAUGAAGCAGGAAAAGCUUAUAUAAAAGCAGCUGAACUUUACAAGACAGCCCCUACUUUACAAUAUGAAUCUUCAAAAUCAUUUGAAAGCGCUUCCAAGUGCUUAAAGCGAAUUGAUGCAAAAGCUGCUUUAGAGGCUUUACAAAAAGCAAUUAUUAUUGAUAAAGAAAUUGCAAAUUUUAGAAAUGCAGCAAAACAUCAUCAAGAAAUAGCUGAUAUUUAUGAAUCAGAUAUCAUGGAUUUGAAAGGAGCAAAAGAAAAUUGGGAAGAAGCUUCUAAAUUAUACAUGGCGGAUGAUUCAACAGCGAUGGUCAAUAAAUGUUUAUUAAAAGUAGCUCAUUUUGCAGCACAAUUAGAACAAUAUGACGAAGCUAUUGAGAAUUUCGAAAGAGUGGCAACAGAUUCUAUGAACAAUCAACUAACAAAAUGGUCAAUAAAGGAAUACUUUUUAAAGGCUAGUUUAUGUUCUAUGUGUAUUGGGGACUCGGUCAAGACACGUCAACUGUUAAAUAAAUAUUAUUCCAUGGAUUUAUCCUUUGAAAAUACUCGAGAAUAUCAGUUCUUAUUAGGCAUUUUAGACUGUUUUGAUAAUGGUGAUCAGCCACUUUUUAGUCAAAAAAUACAUGAAUUCGAUCAAAUAUCAAAACUUGAUAAUUGGAAAAUAGGAAUAUUGUUAAGAAUCAAAAAAUCAAUGGAUUCAUCUUCUCUUUUGCUAUGAUGACAUGAAACAUUAGUAAACUAAAUCUUAUUGGGUGAAACUAAAAUUAUUUGUUUUCUUUUGCAUACCCAAUGUUUAAAGUGAAAUUUCCAAAUUAAAAGUUGUUUUAUCUUUUUU